Messenger RNA from Chondrus crispus (carragheen), 258 nucleotides. RefSeq lists its product as hypothetical. The record is from RefSeq and is a predicted model, not a curated record. Lineage: Eukaryota; Rhodophyta; Florideophyceae; Gigartinales; Gigartinaceae. Bases 1 to 258 code for a protein of 85 amino acids. The transcript has a single exon.
AUGACAAAAGGGGCCCCCAGCGAAUCGUCUACGACAUAUCCAUGUACUCUGCUGUCGGAAGCGGCGAGGAUUCCGUGUCUUCUAAACUUCCCAUAUCUUCUUGAGAUUCCCCUUCGAAGCCUUCUGGGGAGCCUGGGCAGCCCCAUCCAAUGGCCCCGUCGGCGAGAGUGCACUGCUGCACUGUGCACAAGGGAAAAUAGCGACAGAUGUGCGUGGCAAUGGUUUCAGUGCUACAUAAGUCCGGACAGAAGGAUGUGA